AUGGAAAAAUCAUUCGAUCUCCCACACUCCAGCCCCAGCAGCAUCAUUCAGUCAUAUCAAUGCACAACCAAAGAAGGAAGCGAGCAAAGUAGUCAAAAACUUCAAGAUAUCUACCAAGCACUGAGCAGUCUCAACAUCAUAGUAUCUGGCGCUAAAAUUGAUUGAGAAGAAAUCAGAUUAGAACUCAUCAGAACGCAACAUCAAGACCAGCCUCUAAAUGAGGAUGAAGCUGCAGAAAUUAAAAUCAAGCACUCCGCAAUAAUAGUUUCUCUCGAAUUACAGCCAGACCUUACAAAAAAAUUAGCCUUGUUUGACAGCAAGCUCAAAGAAAUAGAUAUCAAAGUCAAACUCAUUUCAGAGCAAAUGAAACAUUGCAUAGAAGAAGAAUCGAAGAAUGUUGAUGCCCUUGAAAAAGAACUCCUGGUGCAAAAGUUGACAAAAGGAUUGAAAUCACUUAAAAAAGAUGCAUUAAAAUUAACGGCUGAAAAAGAAAAAUUAUUGAGUGAACUAGAAAAUGAAAAAAGCAAACACAUGGAAGCACUAAGCUCAAUGUCACGCUCAACAGAAUUACAAAAUAAAAUGAUAAGCCAAUUUACUCAGUAUAAAAAUACUACGGAAGAAAAAUUUAAAGCAAUGGAAAGAAAUAUGAAAACAAUGGAAAGAAAUAUGAAUGAAGCAGAAGUAAGAAGCAGACAAGAAAGUGAAAAAACAAGAGAAAAACGCAAAAAAGAUAAAAAAGAAAGAAAACAACUUAAAACAGAAAUCAAUAGACUGCGAAAUGAAAUUGAUAGUUAUAAUAAAGAGAUAAGAGACUUGAGAAAUAUAAUAGACAAGCUACAGGUUGAAAAUGCUAAUAUUGAUUUUGAAUUGAGAGAAGCAAGUUUAAAAUCUCUGCAUAGAGAAGUAAUCGAACAUAUUGAGAAUCAGCUUUGUGAUGCUACAAAAAGCUUUUUCAUUAGGAAGCCACAAGGGUUUUGGGAGAUUGAUCUCUUCAUUGAAGAUAGAAAUGUAAAUAAGGAAGAUGUAAACUCUUUUAUGGACUCAUUUCUAGAUAGAAAUUAUAGUUUUACGUUAGGUGAUCUACCACAAUUAAGGAAAUACAGGAAGAGCCUGCACCAUUUUAUUCAUUACAAGCUUGCGAAUAUGAAAGGAAUUGAUGAAUUUGUUGCAGCACUAGAUCCAAACAACGAAUCCUCUGCUUGACAUGGAUUUCUUCAGAAAGCAAUUCAAAAUAAAAGGAAUUCUUCAGGUAAUUAA
Molecule: messenger RNA, 1257 nt
Organism: Blepharisma stoltei
Lineage: Eukaryota; Ciliophora; Heterotrichea; Heterotrichida; Blepharismidae
Source: the annotation of a GenBank genome assembly